AUGCUAAAAGUAUUAAUUCCUACAAUUAUACUAUUCCCAACAAUCUGGCUUUCGUCACCUAAGUGAUUGUGAACAGCAACAACUGCACACAGCCUGUUAAUCGCCCUUGUUAGCCUGGCCUGAUUAAAGUGAACAUCUGAGACCGGGUGAGCAGCCUCUAAUAUAUACCUAGCCACAGACCCACUAUCCACCCCCCUCCUAGUACUAACAUGCUGGCUUCUUCCACUAAUAAUUUUAGCCAGCCAAAACCAUAUUACCCCAGAACCCAUUAGCCGUCAGCGUCUUAACAUCACCCUGCUUGCCUCAUUACAAACCUUCCUGAUCAUAGCAUUUGGUGCAACAGAAAUAAUCAUAUUUUACAUUAUAUUUGAAGCCACACUGAUUCCGACCCUAAUUAUUAUUACACGAUGGGGAAAUCAAACAGAACGCCUCAAUGCAGGCACCUACUUCUUAUUUUAUACCUUAGCAGGGUCUUUGCCACUCCUAGUGGCUCUCCUACUACUACAACAGUCAACAGGGACUCUAUCAAUGCUAAUUCUACAGUACUCACAACCCCUCACACUCCAAUCCUGAGGCCAUAAAAUCUGAUGAGCUGGGUGCCUAAUCGCCUUCCUUGUAAAAAUACCACUCUACGGCGUGCACCUCUGACUACCAAAAGCCCAUGUAGAGGCCCCAGUGGCGGGAUCCAUGGUCCUGGCUGCAGUACUUCUAAAACUGGGUGGAUACGGGAUGAUACGGAUAAUAGUCAUGCUAGACCCGCUAUCCAAAGAAUUAGCCUACCCAUUCAUUAUUCUGGCUUUAUGGGGCAUUAUUAUAACAGGAUCUAUUUGCCUACGACAAACGGAUCUGAAAUCACUAAUCGCCUACUCAUCCGUUAGUCACAUAGGCCUAGUAGCCGGAGGAAUUCUGGUCCAAACCCCAUGAGGAUUCACGGGAGCAAUCAUCCUAAUGAUUGCCCACGGACUAGUGUCCUCCGCAUUAUUCUGCCUAGCCAACACAGCCUAUGAGCGAACCCAUAGCCGAACCAUAAUUCUUGCUCGAGGCCUCCAAAUAAUCUUCCCAUUAACAGCCGUGUGAUGAUUUGUCGCUAACCUGGCCAACCUAGCACUCCCACCACUCCCAAACUUAAUAGGAGAACUAAUAAUUAUUACAACCAUGUUUAACUGAUCCCCAUGGACCAUCACCCUGACCGGGACAGGGACCUUAAUUACAGCAGGCUAUUCACUAUACCUAUUCCUGAUAUCUCAACGGGGCCCAGCACCGAGCCACAUUAUGGGACUAUCCCCAUUUCAUACCCGAGAACACCUGCUGAUAGUCAUACACCUCGUCCCAGUCCUUCUCUUAAUUACGAAGCCGGAACUUAUGUGAGGCUGAUGUCACUAG
This is a messenger RNA of Myxocyprinus asiaticus (Chinese sucker), 1383 nucleotides long. Lineage: Eukaryota; Metazoa; Chordata; Actinopteri; Cypriniformes; Catostomidae. The record is from the annotation of a RefSeq genome assembly.